This is a messenger RNA of Dicentrarchus labrax (European seabass), 7061 nucleotides long. RefSeq names its product centrosomal protein 170Ba (gene cep170ba). Gene Ontology annotation, molecular function: protein binding. The coding region runs from base 258 to 5192 and encodes 1644 amino acids. The record is from RefSeq and is a predicted model, not a curated record. NCBI's taxonomy places the organism in Eukaryota, Metazoa, Chordata, Actinopteri, Moronidae. The transcript is spliced from 19 exons.
AAGCGGUUGAUGGGACUUGUCAGGCGACGUCACCGUGUCGGCAGGAGAGGCGUUGGAGAGUUUCGCCCGGUUGUCAUUCCCAAAGGAAGAAGAGGGUGUGAUCGAAAUUUACCUGUCCGGUGUUACCUGGCGCCCUUGUCGUACAUGUCGGUCGUCGAAUAUCCUCUGCCGUAGGACGUCAAACACUGGCUUCACUCAGGAGUAAGACGGAGAAGGCACUGAAGGAUGCUAAGAAGAUCCUGACUCGUGGCCCCAAUAUGAGUGUGACAUCAUGGUUCCUGGUCAGCAGCUCUGGCACACGCCACCGGUUGCCACGGGAGAUGAUCUUUGUUGGCCGGGACGAUUGCGAGCUAAUGCUGCAGUCUCGCAGCGUGGACAAACAGCACGCGGUGAUCAACUACGACACAAACACAGACGAGCACAUGGUGAAGGACCUGGGCAGCUUGAACGGGACAUUUGUGAACGACUUAAGAAUCCCAGACCAGACGUACAUCACCCUCAAGCUCUCUGAUGUCAUUCGUUUUGGCUAUGAUGCUCAUGUUUAUAUCCUCGAGAAGAGUCAACACAAAGUCCCAGAGGAAGCUCUAAAACAUGAGAAGUACACCAGCCAGCUGCAGCUUAGUAUAAAAGCCCUGGAGGCCAAGGCAAAGGAAAAACAGCAGCUCCAGAGCUCAGAGAAGAGCAAAGUUUCUGUUUCCAAUGUCAAACUGCAAGACAAGGCUGAGAGAAGAGCCCACUCACUCACAGCUGCCACAGAUUCUCCGAUAUCCAAGCCUACUCCUCUCUAUGGCCAGCCGUCCUGGUGGGGGGAGGAUGAGGACCCAGCCAACAGAAAGGAGAACAGAGGUGGAAAAUCGCCAGGAGAGGAGUCUCCAGAGCCUGCUAAAGAUGUGUCCACAUAUGAGGUCAAUGGUUCUCUGUCCGACAGUCAGGCCAAGUCUAUUUUCUCCUACCGCCGGGAGCCAAGCUACUUUGAGAUCCCAACAAAGGAAUCCCAGCCGCGACCUGCCAAGAAACCUGAGUCGCAGGUUCACGAGGUUCACGAGGUUCCCACAAAGGACACUCCAGAUCCCAGUCAAUGUGUGUCCUCCACCCCAACACCUCCUGUGGUCCAAAGCCAUGCCUCCUUCACCAUCGAAUUUGAUGAAUGCACGCCAGGUAAAAUGAAGAUUAAGGACCACGUGACCAAGUUUUCUUUCCGCCAGCAGCGCAAGCUGCCUUCCACAGAGGCUGUCACUACACCUACUGAGGUGAUGUCAGCGGAAAGCAAAGUAGCUGAUUGGCUGGUCCAAAGCAAUGCUAGCAUGAUGAGGAGGAGGUCACAGGCUGAAGACAUGUAUAGCACAAACAGUGACCCAUCACUUAAUAUCACCAGGGGCCCUGACGAUGGCACUCACAGUGAUUCAAGAGAUGUUGAGAUCAAUGGAAAUGAUUUUCUCCAAUCGCAACCUCAGACUGGGUCGCAGGUGUCUCCACAACCCCUGAGAGCAUCCCCGCCACAACGCUAUGCCUCCCCCAACUCUGAGGAGCCCACGUCCUACUCUCCACCCGAGUCUCAGUCUCUAUCCAGCCUUGGCAAGGCUGAGCCUCACCAAGCCUUUGUCAUUGAAUUCUUUGAUGAUAACCCCAGAAAAAAGCGCUCCCAGUCCUUCACCAAUAACACAUGCCCACCUGAACCCUCAGCCCUCAAGGUCCAGCUGGAGAAGGCAAGGAAAAGCGCAAGCCCAACUGGGGAGAGACAAGUCCCGUCUCCAGCCUCCACCACUCCCCCAACCCAACGAUACACCGUCCCCCUGAAGGGCCCUGCUUCCACAGGGCCUCAAAGAGCUGGCUCUCUACGGAGGGAGAAGACGGAGGACCGGAUCAGCACCAGCUUUUCCUCUCGCUCUUCAUCAUCUGUGUCUGUAAGGCCCUUCAGCAGUGUGGGCCGGAGAUCCAAACUUGCCCAGGAAUUCACUGCUGAAUUCCUCAAACAAUCAAAGCAGUCCUCUUCUGCCAGCUGGGAGAAAAACACAUCUUGUCCCCCUACAGCAGCUAAAACAGAGACAGUGGUAGAUUCCCAAACUCCAUCUAACUCUCCCCAAAAGCAACAGACAUCCUCUCCUAUCCACCAGCCUGUUCCCCUUAAGGCCCCUGUGAUGCCCCUGGCGUCUCAGAGUGUGGAAGUCAAGAGCCCCCAUGUCGGCCUCAAACACGAAGAGGAGGACAGUCUGAGUGAUGCAGGAACCUACACCAUUGAAAUGGAUAUUCAGGAUAGAGAGCUAGAAGAGGCACGGAGUAAGAUUGACCAGGUGUUUGGUGUUUUUGAGAGCCCAGAGCGAACCAACCAGAGUGAAGCAGAAACAUCAUCAGCAUUUAGGCCUGUUAUUGUUCAGAGCAGGGAGCAGCAUAGACAGAGUAGCGGUGGGGAGGUGAGGCCAGCUCCAGAACAGGGACAGAGUCUGGUGAAGGUUCAACCAGCAGGUGCAAUGUUACAGGGGGCUCCUAAGUGGAUGUCUUGCUGGGCCAGCUUGGCAGACAGCUACACAGAAUCUGGCCCUGCGUCUGGCCUCUUUGACGUUCCUUCCCAGAUGGAGCUGUCAGGAGGGGCACGAGGCACAAUCAUCCACAAGGCCACCCUCAGUCAACAGCACGACAGCGGCAACUCUGAUGGUUCAAGAGCUCGGCGCGUCCUGCCCCAGGUACCUGUGGGGGAGAAGAGUGACAUUCCAACUCCCAGCAUUCAUGUUCAUUAUGACCUGCACUCAACAUUUGAUGUAGGAGAAAAUAGCCUGGUGACCCCCAAGUCUCUGGAUAGCCAUCACAGAUUGUCAGUGCAGGACGACGUAGAGCCUGACAGCUUGAGCGACGCCAGCAGGUCAGAUGAUGGUUCUAUCAUAGAGCAAAGGAGGAGACCGCUGUCAGACACAGAAGAGAAGAAGAAAAAUGAGGACAAACUCCGACUCCCAGCCAAGUCUACAUCAUUCUACAUCGGGUCAGAGGAGGCUCCGUCCAAAGCUGACAACGAAGACUCAAAACCAAGCACUCCUAAGACUGAAAGAAAACAUGGAACCAAACCUUUCUCUACAGCCACCCUGACCAAACCUAGACUUAACCAAGACUCUGGAAAAGUCAAGCCCAAUAUGUCUGCUCCUGUCCUGGGCCAGGGCAGACAGAGUCCAGAGUCCAAAGAGGGCACCACAUCCCCAUUAAUCAGACAGGAGAGUUUCACCAAGGAGCGGCCUAGCAAUGCCAGAUUGCCCAACAUCUCUAGCCAGCGUGUUCAAAAAGACCCAGACCCCGAGUCAUUCCAGGGAGGGGACACUCAUUCUUACCUCAAAGAGACGGAGAAUGUUCUGGCUGUUCUGGAGGCCAAACUCCAAGCAGGACAAUUAGAAACAACACCGUCGCCAAUAAUGGACUCGCUUUCUGGAGAGUCUGAUGUGGAUACCUCCAGCACAGUCAGCCAACAUAGCAGUAAGACAAGGCCAAACACACUGACUAAAAAAACUUCAGUUAGUGGCCUUCAUAGGGAGAGGUCCUCCGCCAGUAUAGCUAGUCAAGAUUCCGUUCACCUGUCCAGUACAUCAGAAAAGUGGCGCUCUAAGGGACCAGACAGCAACAGUAAGACUGAGUCUGUCAGGAGACCUGUUGGGCUGAGACGUAGUGUUGGGAAAUGUGGCUCCACAGACCUAAGUGAUGACCCGCAGAGCUUACCUUACUCUGAUCAGGAGUCUAACAACCACCAAACCCGCAAAAAGUACUCAGUACCCUUACAGAAGGAAGACGGCAAGACAUCCAGAGUGUCCCAGGCCUUAACUCGUGCCAACAGCUUGUCGGCCCCAAGACCCACCAGAGCAUCCAUGCUCCGACGGGCUCGCCUGGGAGAAGCUUCGGACAACGAGGGCACGGAGACCGACAGGCUGUCCCAGGAGGCAGGCAGCGGCUCGGCAAAGCAACCCCAGGAAACCAAGAAACAACUCUCCAGGCUGGAUAUGCUGGCGAUGCCUCGUAAGCGGACAAGCUCAUUCAACACACCCAGCGACACAGAGGCCUCCUGCACCCCACAGGGGACGGGCAGGAGCACAGGAUUCUCCAACCGCAGCACAGAGUCUUGCGGCAGCUCAGUUCGAAGGGCCUCUGCUCCGGGCCCGAAGCCUGUAGAAAGGCCACAGAAAGCAGCGCUCAACAAGACACCAAUCACUCGUGGACGUUCAAGCAGUGCCAAAUAUGCCAGCAGCACUGCAAGCUCCAGGAGACGACAGAAAGGCUCUGACUAUACCUCUACCUCAGAUGAGGAGUACGACUCAAACCAGAGCACUCCUAAACACAAACGCUCCCAACCUUCCUCAGCUUCCCAUAGCCCACGCAGUCAGCCACGGCCUCGGCCGGUGGUCGCCCUGCAACAGAAAGCCCGCAGCAGAGAUUCUGAGGACGAGAAUCAUGAAGGAGACGCCCUCCACAACUGGUCCAACCACAGUGCUGAGAUUGCACGGUUGAGUCAAGACCUGGCUAAAGACCUAGCUAUCUUGGCCAGAGAGAUCCAUGACGUGGCAGGUGAUGGUGAUCCACAAAACUCUGGACUGGAGACCAGUGCACCCAUCUCCACAGUGACCACUCACGAAGAGCUGAUUCAUCAUAUUCCAGAGGCUGGAUUAAACUACCAGAGAGUCCCACCCAGUUCUGCAUCCACAAGGGAACCUGACCAGAGUUCGAGUGACCAUGAACAGCCCUCAAGGCCGCGAGCUCGGAGCAGAGACGAGGUGAUGGUGGACAAUCUGAUGCUGAAUCCUGUGUCUCAGAUAAUCAUGGCCAUCAGAGAAAACACUGAGCAACUUGCUGACAAAAUUAAGGUCCUGUUCCAGGACAGGAUGGAUAUCUGGCAAGACAUUGAGGCCAAGGUUAAUUCUGACAAUGAUGUUCCUGUCGUCAAAACCUCCAACAAGGAAAUCACAUCUAUCCUGAAAGAACUCAGGAGAGUUCAACGACAGCUUGAGUUGAUUAACACAGUCAUUGAGCCCAGUGGGCAGCCUGAAGCAUCCAAGGCGUCAGCCUCCUCAUCAUCUGGAGUUCGGCCCUCCAGACCUCCUUCCUCAAGAGACUUUAGAACAGUCCACUCUGUGUCCAAGCGUGGCGGCGGCCCGAGGCCCAGUGAGAGUGUCAGGAGAGCAGCUGUGACACCAGACGAUCUCAGACAGGGAUAUUUGGUUUGAGGUGUGACACAAACACGCAGGUUCCAUAAGCGGCUGAACAUCUGCUGAAACCCCCAAAAACCCCAUGAAACCGAGAAAGGAGGAAGUAAUAUGCAGAACUGAACUGUAGCCUUCUGUAGAUCCAAACAUAAACACUACUGCACUAUGAGCACCUAGACAGAGGAGCCUGCACUAAACGCCCUUAAACCACGCUCGUGGGAGGCUGACAUAUGAGGCGAUGAUUUAGGGAAGUACCAAAAUACUUCAAUAAAUCUCCCAUUCACCUCUGACAGGCCUCAACACUAUACUUGAUCCUGUUUGUGUUAAGAGGACGGCCUCUUUAUUUGCCAAUGAUACGGCCAACAUUGCUGAUUUUGAAAGCUCUUUGUAAUUACUUGACCUGAGCGUUACCAUCUCAGGGAAGAUCUCUAUCUUUAAUAGUGGCAAAUUGAUAUAAUUGAUAUUUGUUUUGAGUAGAAAGAACUGCAGUGACCUUGCAGAUCUUAAUGUACUGUGUACUUGUAUCCUCAGUGAACCCACUGCAUUUCCUUAUAUAUCUUUCCAUGUUUUUGUCUUUUUAGCCACUUUUAUGUUUGUGGACCAGAUUUAUCGAAGAAUGUAAAAAGUAUUUAUUGGGGGUCUUUUGUGAGACGCUGUAACCAAGACAACAUGACUUUGCCAGACCAAUUAAUGUUAUAUUACACCGUUGCUACCACACAGUUUCUUUUGUAUUUAUUCUGGUAACAUUUCCCAGUGGAGCGACUCAGUCUAUGCUCCUCUCAGUAGAUGAACACUAUAUUUUGUCCAAGUGGAGAUGAAAAUCCCUCAGGAAUGUGUGGUCCGACUGGUAGGAGGGGCUCAGCCCAUAGUUUAGUCACCUAGCAACCACAAACUCAAGUGGCUAUAAAACAAGAGUUUUCCAGCAUUCCUUUGUACUUUCUGAAAAGUGUGUUUUUAUUUAUUACAGCGGGAGGUUUGAAACUUGGUUUUUGUUUUCCACGUCUGAAGAGCACAGUUAGCUCUAUGGUUGGUGGCCAGAAGACAAUCACAAAUAACAUCAUCUGUGUUUGUACCAUCACACUACACUUAAACCUCUAUAUGCUUAAUCAGAGCACUGUGUACGAUGUGUUAUUUCCUCAAUCUCUCGAGUCACAAGAUCCCUUCUGAUGGGUCCUCACAGUACAAGAGAGGCAUUGUAAUUUCAGCGGUUAAAGCUGUCGGUGGUGUGAAACUGUAAACCUGAUCAUUAGUUUGUCACAUUCUGUUGUUCAGUAUGUAAAUAUCUAGAGAUAUUUCUAUGUCCUACAAAUUACCUCUCAAUCUUGUCUUUUGCACUAAUGUAGUAAAACAUUAUCGCGUCAACCUGAUACGCUGCAAACUGAAAGCUUUUACUCUCCUGCGAAAGAUUGUAAACAUUUGAUGCUGUGGUUGCUUGAAGCAGGAAACAAAGCGACCCAGUGCACCAGCAACUUUCCCCUCUUCCCAGUCCCGACUGUACAUGUGACUUGUGACUGGGAAGUACCUGUAAGUGCCACAGAGCUGUGUGGGAUGAUGUUUCAGUGGUUGUUUACAAACUCGAGCAAAAAUUGAAUGUUUAUCCUCUUGCUCAAAUUAUUGCUGCUAUUCUUCUUCUAUGGGAUAGUUUUUCCCCGUUGCUUUACUCCACCUAAGUCAAAGCUUCAGCACGUUUGAGAGCUGAAAAGUAAUUCUUGUUUGUCAAAUUUGUGUCCCCUUGUUUUGAUAUUCAACUCAUGCUUCCCCCUCCUUCCACCCAGGAUGAUUUGGAUGUAAUCUUGCUGUCUUGUUAGCUGGUAUUUAUGUUCAGUUAUUUGUGUAAUUUGUUAGCUGAUGAUUUCAGGUUUUUCAAAUAAAUUUGAUAAGCAAAACUUG